Puma concolor (puma) is the source of this 1695-nucleotide messenger RNA. NCBI's taxonomy places the organism in Eukaryota, Metazoa, Chordata, Mammalia, Carnivora, Felidae. The record is from RefSeq and is a predicted model, not a curated record.
AUGUCGGUAGACAUGCAGCUCCUUAGCCUUUUUCAGGUGUGCUGGAAGAAACAGGAGUUUAAAUUGCAGUUUGGGGUGGACCUUGGAGACCAUCUCUUCCCAUUUGCUCCUAAAAAGAUAGGCCAGAGAAUGUUCUUGCCUGAAUCUCCAAAUCGAGGUGACAUGUGCCGAGAUUUUGCUGUCUUAGAGGACCACACCCUGGCCCACAGCCUGCAAGAACAAGAGAUUGAACAUCAUUUGGCCUCGAAUAUUCAGCGGAACCGUUUGGUCCAGCAUGAUCUCCAGGUGGCUAAGCAGCUUCAGGAGGAAGAUCUGAAAGCUCAGGCUCAGCUCCAGAAGCGCUACAAAGACCUUGAACAACAAGACUGUGAAAUUGCUCAGGAAAUCCAGGAGAAGCUGGCUAUUGAGGCCGAGAGACGACGCAUUCAGGAGAAGAAAGAUGAGGACAUAGCUCGCCUUUUGCAAGAAAAGGAGUUACAGGAAGAGAAAAAGCGAAAGAAACACUUUCCAGAGUCCUCUGGAUCCAGUGCUUAUGGAGAUAAUUACUACUAUGAAAAUGGAGACCAGCCACAGUCAAGGAGGGCAAGGGAAUUGGGUUCUGGAGUCUCAAGGUCUUGUAGACUCCAAAGUGAUGGAAACACUGUGAAGCAAAGGAAAGAGAAACCCAAACAUCCAAUGGAGAACUUGGAAGAGCUAGAAGAUUACUGUUCAUCAGGGAAACUUCUGUCAUCCUGUAGCUCAAGCAAAGUGAGGGGCAGUCCCCACAAUGACUCUGAGCAGCGUGAAAGGAAGCGGUCUGAUCAUGAGAGACUUCGGAGACCUCCACUUCCCAAGAUCAGUGGUGAGGUGUUUUUGAGUACUGGAUUUGAUGACUGGGAGGCUAACAGUAGCCAUCGAACUCAGAAUUGGGAAAAAAAGUCCAGACAACAAGACCGACUUUCACCCAAGUCUUCACAGAAAUCGGGGCUUCAUUACAAGGAAGCUGUGUAUGGGAGGGACCGUGGGCAAGGUGAGCACAGAGAAAGGAAACACAGGCCCAGGACUCCUCCCUUCUCAGAGAGUGAGAAAUGGCUCCAACUCCAUGACACAGGAAUGAAGCCAAGAGGAAUGAAAGAGGCUGUCUCUACCCCAUCACGAGUGGCUCACAGGGAUCAGGAGUGGUAUGAUGCUGAAAUUGCCAGAAAACUGCAAGAGGAAGAAAUUUUGGCUACCCAGGUAGACAUGAGAGCAGCUCAAGUAGCCCAGGAUGAGGAAAUUGCUAGACUCCUCAUGGCUGAAGAAAAGAAAGCUUACAAGAAAGCCAAGGAGAGGGAGAAAUCAUCUUUGGACAAAAGAAAGCAUGACCCUGAUUGGAAGCCAAAAACAACUAAAUCGGCACACUCAAAGUCAAAAGAAAGUGAUGACCCUCACCGUUCUAAGAAUGACAGGCCAGCAAGUGCAGUCACUGCCUGCCUGACCUCGGGAAGCCUCUUCAACUCACCUGCCAACCUCUGCCCUCAUACCCUUCACCCGGCCUUGGGCUCUCACACAGAACUAGAGGCAUGUGUUUCAAUUAAGAGGCAGCUUCUGCUGAUGGAAGCUGGUCAGGACUUUGAAUCUGACACAGGGACCAGAGGGAGAGCUUCAUCUGCCAGGGAGCUGGGCUGUCAGGAGGUGCGGGGGCCACCAGGGGGUGUUGGCCUUUGGCAGGACUAA